GGGCAUGUCAAUGGUAGGGAUGCAAGUGUGAAGCGCAAGACCGAAGAGCAGCAAGCAAGACCGAGGCAACGGUUCCGUGGAGAGUGGGUGGCAAACACAAAGAAAGAGAGGAUCAAACAACAAGGAGGCAAGUUCAAGGGCAAAUGGGGAAGAAAGCUUGCGGCCGACGGGGAGGCAAACGACAACACCAGUAACCAGUCGAUGGUGCCUGUGAUUAACGAUCAAAAGCCAUGAAGACACCAAUUUUUGCGAACAAGCCCGAGCGUCGGAAGAUCGAAAUUAGCAUUGCGCAAACCCAAACGACUGAGGCUCCACAAAACGAUUGCGCCGUCAAUUUCCCACGUGCGAGACUACCGGCACCAAUCCACUACAGCAGCCUCGGUUUGAUAAUUCCAACAGCCACCAUGCCGGCCCUGACGCAAUCACGAAGUCUUUCAGCUCGACUGGCUGCGGCUCCCGAUUCAUGUUCCACACCUGGGCAUGGCGAGUCCGAAGUCCUUGGCUACGGUUUUGUCCUAGCACCACACAGCAUAUGUACAUAGUGGCGGGACAGCGGGUGCAGGGCCCCAUGGCUGGGACCCCGACCGGCUGGGAUUCAUGUUACUGUAUUCCGGACUACAUUGGAAACAGAAAUAUUAAGCGAUUGCGUACCGCUGAAUAGACGGUUCGAUCGUUGCAUCGCGGGCAUUACCGUAUACAGUUGUUCACACAUUCACAUUUAUUCUGGGGCU
Bipolaris maydis ATCC 48331 is the source of this 731-nucleotide messenger RNA. NCBI's taxonomy places the organism in Eukaryota, Fungi, Ascomycota, Dothideomycetes, Pleosporales, Pleosporaceae. The record is from RefSeq and is a predicted model, not a curated record.